AUAAUAUAACUCAUCAAUUAAAUUAAUGCCGUGUUUGUCAAAUAUCGUCGGUGAUAAACGUUCUUCUCAUACUGAUAUUGCAGUUCAAACAAUGCCACUAUUACUUCACCAUUGAAAAGGACUAGGACAGAAAUGAAAUUUAACAUUUAGUUACAACUUCUAACGUUUAGGCCGAAAUUGGUUAAAUUCGAUCCAAAUCUAAAGUUUACGAGAUCAUGUCGGAAUAUAAAUUAUAGUAUAGUAUACACCUAGUGUUCCGUUUUCCUUGCUGCGUUACAGACUUCAUCUCCAGGUUUUCCUUGCUGCGGUACAGUCUUCAUCUCCGGGGUUUCCAAUAAUGCUGAGUAUUGUACUCCUGAUAUACCUCAUCGAUACAAUAUGUUAUAUAAAUACCUCAGAUAGUUCAGCCUUCUUCGAUGGAGUGAGCAUAAGCAGUUCACAAAUUUCUUCAUUGCAACCAUUUCUUCUAUGGGAGACAAAGUGCGCGUCAACACAAAUAUCUGCAGCUAGAUGUUUAGAGACAAUAACAUGCCUUUCUUUUUUUAAACAUAGACAGUCUGGUGUGUGUCAACUGUUUUCUGCUAAUGUUGACAUUACAUCUGGAAUGACCUCCCCUGAUAUGAAGAUUUACCAUAAGCAAGUCUCUUGUGAAGAACUUGGCUACAUAAGUUUGUCAUCUACAAAGAAGUGCUUGAAGCUAUAUGCCACGCCAACACUUUCGCGGAUAGAUGCAAAUUCUACCUGUGCAUCUGCUGGUGGAAAUCUUUUCAGUAUUACGUCGGCCUCCAUGUUUAGCGAAUGCAAUCGCUCAAUAUGACUCAACUUUUACUGCGUUUUUCGUCGAUGGAAAUGAUAUUGAGGCAGAGGCAAACUGGGUAUUUUCGGAUGGAUCCUCUGUUUCUUUUCUACCUUGGCAUAAUGGUCAACCUGAAUUAAGAAAAAAUGAAGACUGCAUGUUUGUUAUCGAUGAAAAAUAUCACGAUGCACCAUGUACUACUUAUUUCCAAAAGUUUAUCUGUGAAAGAGACUUUACAAUAACACUAUGAAGUUUUUGGAUUGUUGGGGGUAGAUGAAUUAACAGUAUUUUAUACAAACUUUCCAUGCAUGUUUCUGCAUGAUUAUUAGAAAUCACGAAGCGUAUUCAUGGAUAUUUUUAAAAAAUUACUAUUUAAAGUUAAAGUCUAAUAAUCAGUAAUAUGUAUGACUGUUUGCAAACCGAGUAAUAAAUUUUCAAUACCAUGGAAAA
Molecule: messenger RNA, 1246 nt
Organism: Ostrea edulis (European flat oyster)
Lineage: Eukaryota; Metazoa; Mollusca; Bivalvia; Ostreida; Ostreidae
Exons: 4
Coding region: 338-817 (159 amino acids)
Source: RefSeq, a predicted model, not a curated record